AUGGCCUCGGAUCGCGGGGUCCCAGGGGCCGGCGUCUUUGGAGAGUUACCCCCGAGCUACGCGCGCUCACGGCCGGCUGCCGACGCUCUACGGACACCCGGCGGCUACUGCCACGCCGCUUUCGCACUUAAACAGAUUUCAAAGGGGAAGACGGUAGGUCAGAAAGCCCCCCUGUGGAUCCGCACCAGGUUCCAGGCCCUCCUGUUUUCUCUGGGCUGCCACAUCCAGAGGCACUGCGGGAAGGUGCUCUUUAUCGGACUCUUGGUGUUCGGGGCCCUCUCAGUGGGACUCCGAGUGGCCGCCAUCGAGACGGACAUCGAGCAGCUGUGGGUGGAAGCUGGUAGUCGGGUGAGCCAGGAACUUCGUUACACCAGGGAGAAGCAAGGCGAGGAGUCCAUAUUUACCUCACAGAUGCUCAUCCAGACCCCCAAAGAAGAGGGCACGGAUAUUCUUACCCAGGAGGCUUUGCUGGUGCACAUGGAAGCUGCGCUGUCUGCCAGCAAGGUCCAGGUGUCACUGUUUGGAAAGUCGUGGGAUCUCAACAAAAUAUGCUAUAAAUCCGGAGUCCCCAUAAUUGAAAAUGUCAUGAUUGAAAGGAUGAUUGACAAGCUAUUCCCAUGUAUGAUAAUCACCCCGUUGGACUGUUUUUGGGAAGGGGCCAAACUACAGGGAGGUUCUGCCUAUUUACCGGGUAUGCCAGACAUCCAGUGGAUGAACCUGGAUCCAGUCAAGCUCAUGGAGGAACUGAGUCAGUUCACGUCCCUGGAAGGAUUUAAGGAGAUGUUGGACAAAGCCCAGGUUGGACAUGCCUAUAUGAACAGGCCUUGUCUGGAUCCAUCAGAUCCUGACUGCCCUGCCAGUGCUCCCAACAAGGAACAAUUAGAGUCUCCUGACAUCACCGGACGCCUGCGAGGCGGUUGCCAUGGUUUUAGCCGGAAGUUUAUGCACUGGCAGGAAGAGCUGAUCCUGGGAGGGCGCAUGAAGAACACCCAGGAUGCUUUGAUGAGCGCGGAGGCUCUUCAAACCAUGUUUCUGUUGAUGAGCCCUAAACAGCUGUACGAGCACUUUAAAGAUGACUACGAAAUCCACGACAUCAACUGGAAUGAGGAGAAGGCUACAGCCAUCUUGGAGUCAUGGCAACGGAAGUUCGUGGAGGUGGUCCACCAGAGUAUCCCGUCUAACUCCAGUCAGUCCAUCCACGCCUUCUCUACCACUACUCUCAACGAUAUCAUGAAGUCCUUCUCCGAUGUCAGCGUCCUACGGGUUGCCGGAGGCUACCUGCUUAUGCUGGCUUACGCCUGCGUGACCAUGCUGAGGUGGGACUGUGCCAAGUCCCAGGGCGCCGUGGGGUUGGCCGGCGUGCUGCUGGUGGCCCUGUCGGUCGCUGCGGGACUCGGUCUCUGCUCCCUGCUGGGACUUUCCUUCAAUGCUGCUACCACUCAGGUGCUUCCCUUCCUGGCACUUGGAAUUGGUGUGGAUGACAUGUUUCUUUUGGCUCACUCCUUCACAGAGGCCGGGACUAACAUUCCCUUUAAGGAACGAACCGGAGACUGCUUGCGUCGCACGGGCACCAGCGUGGCUCUGACUUCCAUCAACAACAUGAUCGCUUUCUUCAUGGCUGCCCUUGUGCCUAUUCCAGCCCUGCGAGCUUUCUCCUUACAGGCGGCCAUCGUGGUGGUGUUUAAUUUCGCCAUGGUGCUGCUCAUCUUCCCCGCCAUACUCAGCUUGGACCUCCACCGGCGCGAAGACAAGCGCUUGGACGUCCUGUGCUGUCUGUACAGCCCUUGCGCCAACCGGGUCAUCCACCUGUCCCCGCACGAGCUGUCGGAAGGUGCCGAGCAGAGCCAGGCUUCGGCCUCGCACCAGUACACGACGGGCUCCACCAUCACCACCAGCACGCAGAUCACCACUACGGUGCAGGCGUUCACACAGUGCGACGCCGCCGGGCAGCACAUCGUUACAAUCCUGCCUCCUACCUCGCAGAUCUCAACUAGUCCAACUUCCAUAAUCCUGUGUCCUACCUCUCAUUCACAAGCUAUUACACCUACGCCACCUACACCUGUUCAGGAUCCCUACGGUUCCCAGCUCUUCACCCCAACAUCCAGCUCCACCCGAGACCUCCUAGCCCAAGUGGAGGACUCCAAAUUGGGCAAAAAGUGCGUCCCGCUCCCAUUCCUCCACUGGAACUUGUCCCACUUCGCCAGGGAGAAAUAUGCCCCGUUUCUUCUAAAGCCCAAAAGCAAAGCCAUCGUUGUCAUCCUCUUCCUGGGACUCCUCGGCCUCAGUCUUUACGGGACCACCAUGGUGCAUGACGGCCUCUACCUGACGGACAUUGUUCCACGCGACACCAAGGAGUACGACUUCAUCGAUGCCCAAUUCAAAUACUUCUCCUUCUACAACAUGUAUCUGGUCACCACGGACAGAUUCGAUUACGCGCGCUCACAGAGACUUCUUAUCCAACUACACAACGCCUUCAACUCGGUCAGAUCUGUGGUCCGAGACAGCGACGGCAAACUGCCCCGCAUGUGGCUUCACUACUUCCAGGACUGGCUCAGAGGUCUUCAGGCUGCUUUUGACGCAGACUGGCUGGCGGGGAGGAUCACUUCAGACAGCUAUCGGAACGGCACAGAAGACGGCGCCUUAGCGUACAAGCUCCUCAUCCAGACCGGAUCCAAAAAAGAACCCUUCAAUUACAGCCAGCUGACUUCUCGCCGGCUGGUAGAUGCAGAGGGUCUCAUCCCACCUGAGGUGUUCUACAUUUACCUGACCGUGUGGGUUAGUAACGAUCCUCUGGGCUACGCUGCCUCCCAGGCAAACUUUUACCCCCAUCCCAGAGAGUGGAUUCACGACAAGUACGACACCACAGGGGAGAAUCUGCGCAUUCCGGCCGCAGAGCCUCUAGAAUUUGCUCAGUUCCCGUACUACCUGAACGGGCUGCGGCAAGCCAGCGACUUCGUGGAAGCUAUCGAGAGCGUGAGGGCCAUCUGCGACGAAUUUAGCCGCAAGGGCGUGUUCAACUACCCCAACGGAUAUCCGUUCCUCUUCUGGGAGCAGUACAUUAGCCUCCGACAUUGGUUCUUAUUGGCCAUCAGCGUGGUGCUGGCGUGCACUUUCCUGGUUUGCGCUCUGCUCCUCCUCAACCCGUGGACCGCCGGCAUCAUCGUGUUUAUCCUGGCCAUGAUGACAGUGGAGCUGUUCGGCAUUAUGGGAUUGAUCGGCAUCAAGCUGAGCGCCAUCCCCGUCGUCAUCCUCAUCGCUUCGGUGGGCAUCGGAGUGGAGUUCACUGUACAUAUUGCGCUGGGCUUCCUGACAGCCAUUGGCAGCAGAAACAAGCGCUCGGCCGGGGCUCUAGAGCACAUGUUUGCCCCGGUGGUCGACGGCGCCAUUUCCACGCUGCUGGGCGUUCUCAUGUUGGCGGGCUCAGAGUUUGACUUCAUCAUGAGAUAUUUCUUCGCCGUGUUGGCCAUCCUCACCCUUCUGGGAAUGCUAAACGGCUUGGUCCUCCUGCCAGUCCUCCUCUCCAUGCUGGGCCCUCCGGCCGAACCGGCCACAUGCGAAGACGGCGGCUGCCCGCCGGCACCUUCCCCAGAGCUGCCUCUACCCCCGCCCAUGGCUCACCACGGCUACUUGGCAGACCGCCGCGACCCCCACCGAGCAUUCUCCGAGACGUCCGACUCGGAAUAUUACUCGGAAGUGACGAGCACGUCGGGAAUCGGAGAGGAGGAGUACAAGUACUGCGACCGCAGCGCUUACAGCUUGCCACCUGCCUCCUCGCACAUUCUGCUGGAAGCAAGCAAGAAUCCCAGCUUCCCUAAACUUAAGGUGGUGAAGCCACUGAGGGACACAGGAGGACGAAUGGAACCAUCCAUCGACUCUACACAUCAUGCUCAGUUGCCUUUGAGCUCUCAGUUGACGUGCUGGGAUGGUACCAAGCGGGACCAACAGCAGCAGCAGGCAGGACAAAAAAACUUAUCCGGGGACGGAGCUCACCAGCCUGGGCGGACUUAUCAGAGCGGCCCCAGGCUACAGGGCGGCAGAGGCCCUCAGCCGAACAGGACUAAAGGGCCCUCCAACUACAGCAACGCGGUGGCCGGGGGGCCAGUCACCAUGGUGACGGCCACGGCCUCCGUGACAGUGGCCGUGCAUCCUACGCUGCCGGGGGCGGCGUAUCAAGGUUACAUGCACGAAGGCUUCGACACAGACACUGAGUCGGACUGCUUCGAGGCCACUAAGAGGACUAAAUUUUCUUCGUAUAAAAGAGACUCGUUAGAGCUUCAGGAUGUAGAAUGCCCACAGGAUCACAAGACGCAACACAACAGGCAAGGUCAGGACUUGAACUCGCAUCACACGGCGAGUCCAGCACAGCAGAAGAGCACGCUAGCUGCUAGGUUAAAAGCCAAGGCUAGCAGCUCUGGCCUCCAGCAUACUCUCUUGAAGGCAUCAGGAGGGAGGUUUCACAUGCAACGUCAGGCCUCGAACACAGCAUGGCAGGAGAGCCCGCAAACUGCUAGGCCAAGAGUCCAGGCUAGCAACUCUAGCCGCCACCGUGCUUUCUUGAAGAAAUCGAGAGGUUUCCUAUGCAACGGGAGGACCCACAGCGGCCCUCGAGGACCGGUUUGGAGACCCCUGCCCUACGCCGAAGGCAACAAGCAGAUCUUCAUCUACUUUGACCCUGUGCACCUUUGGAAGAACAUCUACAGCAGCUUCUACAAUAACGGCUGUAUGGAGCCUGAGAGGAUGAGGACGGCCCAAUUCUCGAGCCUGAAGGCGCUUGCUAGCUGGGAGAACUACAUGUCUGUCAAGGCAGGCUACAAGUUGACCCAGAAGGUGCUGGCGCCCUCUUGGAUCAAGAAGCAGAGUGUCGGGCUCAUCAUGGCGGUCGUCAACCCCUACACGUUCGCCGGGCUGAGGCUCCUCGCCAUGACCACGGGCAUGGAGGAACACAGGGACGCGGCUGACGUUCUGGAGAUGUUCCAGAGGAAGAUCUCUGUGAUGAAUGUGCGCAGGCCGGGGCACGACGUGCGCUGGAAUGACAACUACCGAUGUGUGCUGCAGCCAAGGGCAGGAGGUGAUAGGGGCGGCCUAUCAGGGGUACAGGUGCCAGGAGGGGGACAGCAGACCUGUGCUGCCCAUAAGGCAAUUUAA
Messenger RNA from Nerophis lumbriciformis (worm pipefish), 5145 nucleotides. The record is from RefSeq and is a predicted model, not a curated record. NCBI's taxonomy places the organism in Eukaryota, Metazoa, Chordata, Actinopteri, Syngnathiformes, Syngnathidae.